AUGGCUGAAUUUUUAUCUACUACAAGUAAAACCAAUCCCCAGAAGGGUCUAACUGAGUUAGACAUGGCUGCGGCCCAGCAACUCAUGCAACUUAGCGACGAAGAUAGCAACAACGAUGAAAAAAGAUGCAGCAAGAGGGACUCAGAUGAUGAUCAGAGUCAGAGUGAAAUAACCUCGGCUUUGAUUGAAGAGAUUUUCGGGAAAGAAGACAAAGAGGUGUAUCGUCCGAAGAAGAGAAGGUAUCGGUCUCUUGUUAGUAUUUAUACCACAACGAAACCAGUGAAUGCUAGAUUUCAGAAGAAGGUGAGGUCUUACAACAAUGGGGUUUUAGCUUAG
Quercus lobata is the source of this 336-nucleotide messenger RNA. RefSeq lists its product as uncharacterized. NCBI's taxonomy places the organism in Eukaryota, Viridiplantae, Streptophyta, Magnoliopsida, Fagales, Fagaceae. The coding region runs from base 1 to 336 and encodes 111 amino acids. The transcript has a single exon. The record is from RefSeq and is a predicted model, not a curated record.